GCGACACGAUACAACUACCCCCGUCACGUGGCGUUGCUCUCGCGACUGCUCUCCCUCAGCGUACGUCUCUUUCUGGCGAUGCACCUUCCCGUCCAUUUAGAAAAGAGAGUUAUGGGUGGCGUGUGAUCAACAUAAUCAAAACAUUUUACCAUUUACUAGUGUUGUUGUAAAUAUGAAUAUGUAAGUAGUCAAAUAGAGAAGGUCUCGGAGCACCUCAUGUUGAUCAUUCUAUCUGUCGUGAGGGUAUGAAGAAGAAGAUCUUCAUCGAGCUGUAGGAAGCAAGCUCUAGUGUUGUGCUGUAUCUUCUAAAAGGUCGCCGCACGAGGAGAAGGGCGCCAGAGAUCUGCGGCAUGGCAGCGAUGCUUUUGUCAGACACGACCACGCUCCGGCGGAUCUAGAUGCGGUUGUGAGGGCGAUUGAUUCUGCUACGAUUGCAGCGUCUUACAUCUCGCGUGCAGCAAUGGGUUUUCUAUUUUGUGCGUGUGGUGCUGGGAAUACAGCACUUCAUUAUCUUGCUUCCCGUGGCGACUUCCCAAGGGCAGAGCUCAUAAUCGAAACGGCGGCCGCGAUUUUAGAAGAUGUCUCCCAGCAUUGGAAGCAGUAUCUCGAACCGCAGGUGCUAGCGUCUCUGGACGAAACAGCCCUCGGAAAAGGCGAGAUUCUCUUGAAUUUAUGAACAACUCUCAUGUCGAUAUGGAUGUUAAAAAUGCUCUUGAUGUUAUAGGCAUUGGCCAGAUGAGCACUGGCGCCAGGAAUAUUUGGAAUUCUUGCGAAAAGACCGAUAAAGAUACGGCGGUCGUACUUGUACUUGCGAACAACACGGAUAAGCUUAAGCAGCAUGCAUAAUUGAGGGUAGAAGACUCACCCACCUUUCUAAUUCCGAAAUUAAAGCGAGACCUGGAUCUUCCGAGUUUAGGAGAAUACUUAGGCCGACUCGACUCCGCAGGAAGGGACUUCCUCAUGGUUGCAGACACGCGCGGUGAAGUGAGUUUCUUCUAUGUUGACCUUGACUACUAAUAGUCUACUGGUUGUUAGCACGGUAGUCAGAUGAAGUAGAAGUCAAGAUGGAUAUGUUGAAAUUUCAUCUCAGGUACGAAGGAGGUAGUUGUUGUAUUAAGAGUUACAAAUAUAAUAAGCUUUCAUGAUCCCUUUGCUAUUCAUUGCUUGAAAGAUUGGUAAUGACGAAUCUUCUAAUCUAAGCAUGCUUUUGGAGGUUCGCGCUUUGCAUCCCUGAUGCACCGGCGGAGCAGCUCUGGAGGACACAGAAGGGAUAAAGAUUAUGCCUGGUCUCUUAAAACUAAUGAACUUUCGUCUGUGUGUUUUACUCAUCUUGUUCGCGAGCAGGUCGUAGGUGGAAUGAUGAGUUGUUUUCACAUCUCCGUGCUCUUAAUAAGCAUAGGCGUACAGAACGAAGUUGCGGCUGUCAGGAUGGUCGUGUACAGCUAAAAAGUGCCUCGACAGAAGUCGCACGUAAUAAGUAGGUCAAGCAAACAGAGGAGUGGUUCGUCUGCUUCUGUUGUUGGCAUUUGCACUAGCAUCGUGAAUAAGUAUUUUCUAAGGCUGCACGCAUCACCAUCAGCUGAGUUUGAAAUACCAGAAGGCACAUCGGAAUACGGCAAAGGUUUUGGGAGGAGAUUCGAUUCUGCGACCGACGGAGGAGGAGAGGGCGAUGCUUACUGAGUACACACGAGGAGUCAAUGACAACGUCACUACCUACCACUAGUAAAAAUCAAAAUGAUCUCGUUCCUUGUAGUUGGAGCAGAUGAUGUUGAUGAAUAUGAAUCUUCUACGUCUUAGUCAGACUCGCAUCUUCACGAAUGGAGAAGUACCGCGUUCGACUUGAUCGAAGAAAUUUAGUUUUCUGACAUGAAGAGUCUUGUCAGAAAAGAAAGAUCGCUAGCUGUACUAAUAGAAGUAUUUCUUGCUACUUUCUUUAGUUUAGCAAGAAGUUCAAAGAACUUCCCGAUGUUGCUCCGCUUCGCACUGGUAAUCGUCUCGUCGUGAUAUUACAUUUUAUACAUAGAUAGGAAACGCUGUAGAAGUGCAAUUUCAAUCAGGUCGAUGAAGAUGAUGAAGACGGCUGGGAGG
Molecule: messenger RNA, 2088 nt
Organism: Amoebophrya sp. A25
Lineage: Eukaryota; Dinophyceae; Syndiniales; Amoebophryaceae
Source: the annotation of a GenBank genome assembly